CAAAAGCAUAUUCGCACUGUGUCAUUGUCCCCUCGUCACUCUCAAAGGCCGAGGUGUGUCCUCUACACAUCUCGGCAUCCCUCCCUCUCCCUCCUGCUCUCUCACCCCUCACCACCAUUAAUAUCACUCUAAUCACAAGCAAUUAGCUUAACAACAAUAACAAUGGCGACAAUCCUACACCCUUCUCUUCAACAAUGUACCUCUUUCACACCAUUUCCCCAUUCUUCACUUCCUUCAAAUUCCAUCUCCGUUUUGUCUUCUCGCUUCUCUCUCAAAUUCAGAGUCCACGCAUGUUGCCAAACUCAAACAUCUCCAUCUCCAUUGCCUACUUCGAUUGAUUUUGUCAAUGGAAAUGCGGAUUUAAACUCCAUUCAGCGUUCCGAAAUUCGUUUUGGUUUACCUAGCAAAGGCCGCAUGGCUUCCGAUACUCUUCAAUUACUUAAGGAUUGUCAGUUGUCGGUAAGGCAAGCUAACCCUCGUCAAUAUGUAGCUCAAAUUCCUCAGAUUUCAAGCUUGGAAGUUUGGUUUCAGCGGCCAAAAGAUAUUGUAAGGAAGUUGCUGUCUGGAGAUUUAGAUCUUGGUAUUGUAGGAUUCGAUACCUUGAGCGAGUAUGGACAGGGCAGUGAAGAUCUCAUUAUUGUUCACAGUGCCUUGGAUUAUGGGGAGUGCCGCUUAUCACUUGCAAUUCCUAACUAUGGCAUAUUUGAAAAUAUUAAUUCUGUGAACGAGCUUGCUGCAAUGCCUCAGUGGACAGCUGACAAACCUCUGCGAGUUGCUACUGGCUUUACUUAUCUGGGUCCAAAGUUCAUGAAAGAGAAUGGUCUAAAGCAUGUUACCUUUUCAACUGCUGAUGGAGCGCUUGAGGCAGCCCCUGCUAUGGGCAUAGCUGAUGUUAUAUUGGAUCUUGUAAGUAGUGGAACAACCUUAAGAGAAAAUAAUUUGAAAGAGAUUGAAGGUGGUGUUGUGUUGCAAAGUCAGGCCGUGCUUGUUGCUAGCAGGAAAUCUUUAACCUAUCGUAACGGUGUUCUUGACACAACCCAUGAGAUAUUAGAAAGAUUUGAGGCACACCUGAAGGCACUUGGUCAGUUUACGGUAACUGCAAAUAUGAGGGGGAAAAGUGCAGAGGAUGUCGCUGAGAGAAUACUUAGUCAAUCAUCUUUAUCAGGGCUACAGGGCCCCACUAUUAGUCCUGUUUUCUGCAAAAGAAAUGGGGCAGUGUCAGCAGAUUAUUAUGCUAUAGUGAUAUGUGUUCCCAAGAAGGCUCUCUAUACGUCUGUUAAGCAGCUAAGAGCAAUUGGUGGUAGUGGAGUCCUCACUUCACCGCUCACCUAUAUAUUUGAUGAAGAAACUCCAAGAUGGCGUGAAUUGCUCUCCAAACUUGGCCUCUAAUGAUCAGCAUAUUUACUGCUCUCUUGUGCAUUUUACAGGGCGAGAGUAGGGAUGGCAACAGGUCCGAUUUGGAUCGGUUCAUGUGGAUCCAGAUCCAAAUCAGUUUUCUAAAGACUCCAGAUCCGUGGGCCUAAUUUGUCUGGAUCCAGUUUCUAGGAAACUAAUCCGGGCCAGGUCCAGGAUUCGUUGCCAUCUCUAGGCGAGAGUCAAGAACGUCACAUCCUUGGGAAUGGUUCAUAUUCAAGCUCAUACCAGAUUAAUAUGAUGAUCAUAGGAUUAUUAGGAUAGCAAUGUGUCAGCUAAUUGGAUAUUAAUGAAUGGAAGAUGAAAGAGAAUUUCGAAAUUAGUAUAUGCAUUUCACACCGCCCAGAUGCUUCAAUGAUAUACUUUCU
This is a messenger RNA of Amaranthus tricolor (Joseph's coat), 1781 nucleotides long. Its product is annotated as ATP phosphoribosyltransferase 1, chloroplastic-like. The coding region runs from base 163 to 1389 and encodes 408 amino acids. Gene Ontology annotation, molecular function: magnesium ion binding; ATP phosphoribosyltransferase activity. Gene Ontology annotation, biological process: L-histidine biosynthetic process. The transcript is spliced from 12 exons. The record is from RefSeq and is a predicted model, not a curated record. NCBI's taxonomy places the organism in Eukaryota, Viridiplantae, Streptophyta, Magnoliopsida, Caryophyllales, Amaranthaceae. Gene Ontology annotation, cellular component: cytoplasm.